Molecule: messenger RNA, 1047 nt
Organism: Nicotiana tabacum (common tobacco)
Lineage: Eukaryota; Viridiplantae; Streptophyta; Magnoliopsida; Solanales; Solanaceae
Product: FCS-Like Zinc finger 6
Source: RefSeq, a predicted model, not a curated record
UAGCUUUCCGGCUCUUAGUUUAUAUCUUCCCACAUUUCCUCACUCUCACUCCGUCCCUUCCUUCUUCUCUCUAAAAGCCUCUCUUUCCUCCUCUCUAUAAACCUAUCUUUUCAACCAUGACCAAUCUCUAGCAAAGCUGCAAAACAAAACCCUACCAAGAAACAAGAGAGGAGAUCGAGAACAAAGGGAAGCAUAACAAAAAGGAAAAAAUGUUGCUUGGAAAGAGGCCAAGGCCACCAAUCAAAAGAACAACAAGCAUGAAAGAAUUCACCUUGGAUCUCAACAUAAACGAUCCUUCUGUAGCCGUUAUAAAUUAUCAGCCCUUUGAUCCUCUCAACCCCUACAACUUCACUGGUCCCGUCCCAAUGCCCUCCAACGGCCUAGAUCAACGCUUAAUCUUGACUCGCAGAAGAUCAGCUGAUUUCGUUGGAACUGCCCAUUUCCUUAGAGCUUGCUCCCUCUGCAAACGCCAGUUAAUCCCUGGUCGUGACAUCUACAUGUACAGAGGAGAUAGUGCUUUCUGCAGCCUAGACUGUAGAGAAAAGCAGAUGAAGCAAGAUGAAAAGAAAGAGAAGUAUCCGAAGGUUGCAACUAGGAAAAAAGUUACUAACUCAGCCGCCAUGGCCGCCGUGGCAAGCGGAACAGGAUCCGACGCUCCACCUCAGGCCAGACCGUAAGCCGGUCGCCGUAUAGAUUAUUACCUAUAUAUAAUCACGUUGUUGAAAUUAGAUAAUGAACAAAUAUUCCAGCUGAUGUUCAAGUACCCACUCUUAUACAUGCUAUCAAACUAUAUAUGUAUAUAGAUGUGGGACUAAGAUGAUGACGAUGAAUUGUAUAAAUAUUUCUCUUUACUAAACUCCAUGAGCAGGUGGAUACUGGGCAAGUUUUGAAAGUUUUCAUUUAAAGAAGGUGGAUCCAGUAUUACUUUGUGUGCAACUUCCAUUUCCAAGUCAUUUUCUUUUGUUUUGUUUGAGCUGUAAUCAUGGGUUAAUGGAUCGAAAAAAAUGGUGUAGCAGUUUUUACUACUCCAAGUUUUUGUCUUUUUAA